This is a messenger RNA of Ipomoea nil (Japanese morning glory), 951 nucleotides long. RefSeq lists its product as uncharacterized. The record is from RefSeq and is a predicted model, not a curated record. The transcript is spliced from 2 exons. Lineage: Eukaryota; Viridiplantae; Streptophyta; Magnoliopsida; Solanales; Convolvulaceae. The coding region runs from base 1 to 951 and encodes 316 amino acids.
AUGGGUUUUAGGAGGAUGCGUGAGAUGAAUAUUGCGUUAUUAGGGAAACAAGGGUGGCGUUUCUUAAAUAGACCUGAUUCCUUGGUAGCUAGGGUGUUUCGUUCUAGGUACUAUCCGGGUGGGGAUUUUUAUAAUGCCAAGUUAGGGAGGGAUUCGUCCUAUGUUUGGAUGAAUGUUUGGGAGGCUUGGGGUGAGGUUCAGCAGGGGGUUAGAUGGAGAGUGGGCACGGGGCAAAUUGUUAAGAUUUGGGGCGAUCCUUGGUUGCCCUCUCGGAAAAAUCCAUGUGUUAUUACUCCUAUGUUUGAUUCUAUAGCUACAGCCACUGUAAAUUGCUUGAUGAAUGAUGUUUUGGAUGGGUGGGAUGUAGAGAUUCUAAAUGAUUUAUUUUGCGAGAGAGACAUGAAUUUGAUUUUGAAAGUUCUCAUUUCUUUGUCAAAAGGGAUAGAUAUUCAUUAUUGGGAUGGGGAAGGGAAUGUGCAUUAUUCUGUCAAGAGUGCUUACCGUCUAUUAGUGGGGGAGAGUGGGGGCGUGAAUGGGGGUAGUUGGACUAAGAUGUGGAAUUUACAUAUCCCGCCCAAGGUCAAAUGUUUUUUCUGGAGUCUAUGCUCUAAUUCUUUACCUACAAAGGUGGCUCUUACUUUAAAGCGUGUGAAUUGUGGUACUUUGUGUGCUUUUUGUGGUGUUGAGAGGGAGUUGGUUGCCCAUGUUUUUAUGGUGUGCGAUUAUGCUAUGCAGGGGAGAAUUGGGCCAUCUCAUUAUGUUUUUUUGGGGUAUUUGGGAGGUGAGAAACAAGAAAAUUUGGCAAAAUAUGUUAGUUCCUCCGAGGGAGGUGGUUCAUUUUUCUCUGGGAUACUUACGGGAGUGGAGGUGGUGAGGGAGUUUUUGGGUGGGGCUGGAAUGAAUUCGGGGGAGAGGGUAGAGUUUGGAAUGCACCACCUAAUAAUUUAUUGA